ACUGGAUAAUGGGUUUUGUUGCUUUGCUCUGAUGAGUUUGAUUUGAUAUUUGAAAGGAAGAACAGAAGAAAGGGAUUCGAAAUGGAGUCUGUUACAAGAACUGGGUUCCAUGACCUUAAUUUGGCUUCAAGGAAAGCCGAAGAAGCCGCUUUGAGAAGAUACGUGGCUGUUGCUUGGUUAGAAACCUUAAUUGGCCCACUGGGGAUGUCAGGCCAGCCAUCAGAGAAAGAGUUCAUUUCUUGCUUGAGAAAUGGUUUGAUUCUUUGCCAUGUCAUUAACAAGAUCCAUCCUGGUGCUGUCGCCAAGGUUGUUGAGAGCAAUCCACAUGCACAAUCAUUCAACCGGGAGUUUCAGCCUCCACGAGCCUAUCAAUAUUUCGAAAACGUGAGGAAUUUUCUUGUUGCCAUUAAAGAGCUUAAACUGCCAGCAUUUGAAGCUUGUGAUCUCGAAAGGGACAACGUGGAGGCAGGGUCUGCAUCUAAGGUUGUAGACUGCAUAUUAGCCCUGAAGUCAUACCAUGAAUGUAAGCAGAUUAAUUGCGGAAUUGGGAAUGGAUAUUAUAAGCUUACAAGGUCUCCCAUUGUUAUGCAUUCUUCCACUAAGAUCCACUCGCUAGCCUCAUCAGAAUCUUGUAGGCGGUUGGACAUGUCUGCUGCUUGUGAUAAACAACCACCUGCCCAUGGCGAAAACGAUAAACUUGAAGAUACAAUUGUGAAGUUACUUGCUGACUACAUGGUUGACACAAAGGAAAACAUUGAUGACAACAUUUUGGGCACUUUCCGUAAUAGAAAUCCAGAUUCAGUCAAAGUAUUGAGCAAGAUGAUUUCAAGUUGCUUGGAGGAACAACUACAAAAUAAGAUCCCUGAGCUGAAAUCAAUGUUUAAAGAGUUUGUAAAAGAAAGUAAUGGCUCUGCUGUUCACUCUACAUCUAUGCCUCUAGAGGAUAUAUCUUCAUGUAGACAAUUUCAGGGACCAAGAGCUCACAUGAAAAAGGCAAACCAAAAUCACUUGAAUUUAUUGAAUACGCAGGAAAAAGAACUUUCGGACCUCAAGGAUUUGUUGUCUACAACAAAAAGAGAGUUUGAAGACUUACAAUCACAACUGCAAAAGGAUUUGAAAAACAUAGGAAGCCAAGUAGAAGAGAUGUCCACUGCUGCAGUUCAAUAUCACAAGGUGGCGGAAGAAAACAGGAAGUUGUAUAAUUUGGUACAGGAUUUGAAAGGGAAUAUUCGAGUAUUCUGUAGAAUUAGACCUAUUUUCUGUGCUGAAGCAAGAAAUGUAAUUGAUUUUAUUGGAGAGGAUGGCUCACUUGUGAUUUCGGACCCAUUGAAAUCCAAAAAGGAUGGAAGAAAAGUCUUUCAGUUUAAUCGUGUUUUUGGUCCAAGUGCAACACAAGAUGAUGUGUUUAAUGACACUCAGCCUUUGAUUCGAUCUGUCAUGGAUGGUUAUAAUGUUUGUAUCUUUGCAUAUGGUCAAACUGGAUCAGGCAAAACUUAUACUAUGAGUGGUCCAUCCGGAGGAUCAACUAAGGAUUUGGGGAUUAAUUAUCUAGCUCUCAAAAAUCUCUUUGAAAUUUCUAAUCAAAGGAAAGAUAUCAUAAGUUACGAGAUUAAAGUUCAAAUGGUGGAGAUAUAUAAUGAACAAAUCAGAGACCUUCUUUCAGAAGAUUCAUCAUCCACCAAAUUAGAGAUUCGUAGCUGCACAAAUGAUAAUGGUUUAAGCCUUCCGGAUGCUACGUUGCUUACAGUGAAGUCCACAAGUGAUGUACUAAAUCUAAUGAAAUAUGGAGAGGUGAACCGUGUUGUUUGUUCAACUGCAAUCAAUAAUAGAAGUAGCCGCUCCCACAGUGUCCUAACAGUACACGUGCAUGGGAAAGAUGCAUAUGGGAACAUACUUCGUAGUUGCUUGCAUUUGGUGGACCUAGCAGGAAGUGAGAGGGUGGAUAAAUCGGAAGUUACGGGAGAUAGGCUAAAGGAGGCUCAACAUAUUAAUAAGUCCCUUUCUUGCCUUGGAGAUGUCAUCACAGCUUUGGCUCAGAAGAAUUCUCAUAUCCCUUACCGAAACAGCAAACUCACUCUUCUCUUGCAGGACUCAUUAGGUGGACAUGCAAAGACACUGAUGUUUGCUCAUGUGAGUCCGGAGGAAGACUCUUUUGGAGAAACAAUUAGUACUUUGAAGUUUGCUCGGAGAGUUUCAACGGUGGAACUCGGUGCUGCUCGUUUGAAUAAAGAGAGCAGUGAGGUUAUGCAGCUCAAAGAGCAGAUUGAAAACCUCAAGAAGGCAUUGGCAAAUAAGGAAGAACCUAGCACACCUUCCUACAACAUAAAAGAACCUAAAUCUCCAUUUGGUAAACAAAGGGCAACAAUUGAGAGAACUCCUCCACGUAUGCGAAGGUUGAGCAUCGAGAAUGGCAGCAGCACCAUGAAGUCUGAGAAGGCAAUGAAUGUUGAAGACAGGAGAGGUCCAAAAACCCCAUCAACUCUAACUCGGGUGAGGAGGUUGAGCUCGGAAGGGAAAGACAAUAGUCAGAUAAAACUAUCUGCAGAUGUCAGCAAGUCUUUACAUGCUAGCACAGUAUCUGCACAGAAAUAUAAUCGGUUUCAAGAUGCAGAACAGUUUGGGAAUAUCAACAAUGGAAGCUCAAUGAUGGAAAUUUACCAUUCUAAAGCUCCUCGAAGUCCUACUAGUUACUCCAUUCAAAAGCAAGCGCUGAAAACAGAUUGCCGAACGAAAAUUCCUAGACUACAGUUAUCAAGUACACCUGAGCCAAAAGUACACGCUAGAAAUGACAUUCAGAAUGGCAUGCAAAGUGUACUAUCUACCGAGCCCCGAACUGCAAAUGGAAAAGGAUCUCAAAUAAGGAAAUCUCUGCGCACCACGAUCGGGAAGCUGAUUAGUGGAUCCGACAAGAGGAACCUACAGAACACAUUAGAAGUGAAGUCGCCUGUCACAAGGGACAUCAAUGAUUUGAAGUCACCAGUCAUGGCUCAUGCAAAAACAGCACGUAGGGAAUCGCUUACCGGUGUCCAAACAGCGGACAGGUCCCGCCGAUCUUCUCUUGGGGGGAAGCCGGUCGAGUCGAGUACACCUAUGAGCAAUAACAGGAAUGCCAAGACACCACCUCCAGUUCAUCCAUCAACAAAGUCAACAAAGCGGUGGUUGUAAUGUUUGUAAUGGUUGAAUGCUAGGCCUCAAUUGAUGUAGCAAUACUGAGUUGCUGACAUUUUUAAACGGCUAACACCAAGUUUA
This is a messenger RNA of Hibiscus syriacus, 3249 nucleotides long. Its product is annotated as kinesin-like protein KIN-14L. Gene Ontology annotation, molecular function: ATP binding; microtubule motor activity; microtubule binding. Bases 82 to 3165 code for a protein of 1027 amino acids. Gene Ontology annotation, biological process: microtubule-based movement. The record is from RefSeq and is a predicted model, not a curated record. NCBI's taxonomy places the organism in Eukaryota, Viridiplantae, Streptophyta, Magnoliopsida, Malvales, Malvaceae. The transcript has 19 exons.